UAAUUAAACAACUAAAUUUAAAUUGAUCCGAAAGCCUUUUUUUUUUCUUUUUUCGGAUCACCCGAGUGUUGUUGGCUCUUCCUCCUUCCCCCAUCGUCUCUCGAAUCAAAUCCGCGAAAGGAAAACAAAAAUGGCGAAGGCGAGCGCUACCCUCGCUUACCCCGACAGAUUCUACGCCGCCGCAUCGUACCUCGGCCUCGACGGAUCUGUACCGUCCUCCGUGAAACAACUCAGCUCCAAAUUCUCCAACGACACCGCGCUGCUUCUCCACGCGCUUCACAAGCAGGCUACUGUAGGACCUUGCAAUGUACCAAAACCUAGCGCGUGGAAUCCAGCUGAGCAAAGCAAGUGGAGAAGUUGGCAGGGGCUUGGAACCAUGCCCUCCAUUGAUGCAAUGCGUCACUUUGUGAAAAUUCUAGAGGAAGGAGAUCCUAGUUGGUAUCCAAAUCCACCGAACUCUGCCCCAGAGCCUGCUGUAGAUUUCCAAAUCAGUAGCACAAAGGCCGAGGCGAGUGUUGAGAAUGGAGGUUCUUUUGGUGAGACAAUGACGACUGCUACAGAGGAUGGACGGUUGAUGGAAACCCAAGAUAAAGAUGUAGUUUUGGAAAACCCAAAUACUAUUUCUGUGUAUAACCAGUGGACCGCACCAUUUACAUUAGGACAGCCACCAAAAGCUCGGUAUGAGCAUGGAGCAGCGGUUAUUCAAGAUAAGAUGUAUAUGUAUGGUGGAAACCACAACGGGCGUUAUCUGGGUGAUCUUCAUGUUUUAGAUCUAAAAAACUGGACUUGGUCAAGAGUUGAAACCAAGGUUGUGACUGAAUCACAGGAAACAUCAUCUCCAGCAACACUAACUCACUGUGCUGGUCAUUCGUUGAUACCAUGGGACAACAAGCUUCUGUCUAUCGGUGGCCAUGCAAAGGAUCCCUCAGAAUCAAUUCUAGUUAAGGUCUUUGAUCUGCAUACCUGUAUAUGGUCAAUCUUAAAGACAGAUGGAAAGCCACCGAUUUCACGUGGAGGCCAGUCAGUGACUCUUGUGGGAAAAAAAUUGGUGAUAUUUGGCGGCCAGGAUGUAAAUAAAUCGCUUCUGAAUGAUUUGCAUCUACUUGAUCUGGAUACCAUGACCUGGGAUGAGAUAGAUGCCGUGGGUUCCCCUCCAUCUCCAAGGUCUGAUCAUGCAGCUGCAGUGCAUGCUGAGCGUUAUCUUCUAAUAUUUGGCGGAGGAUCACAUACAAAUUGUUUUAGUGAUUUGCACGUCCUUGACCUGCAAACUAUGGAGUGGUCAAGACAUGCACAACAAGGUGAUGUACCAUCUCCACGCGCUGGACACGCUGGUGUGACGAUUGGGGAGAACUGGUUUAUCGUUGGUGGUGGAGAUAACAAGAGCGGGGCAUGUGAGACUGUUGUAUUAAAUAUGUCAACUCUUGCGUGGUCAGUACUCACAUCAGUCCAAGGAGGCGUACCUCUGGCUAGUGAGGGAUUGAGUUUAGUUGUGAGCGCAUAUAAUGGUGAAGACGUAAUCGUUGCUUUUGGUGGAUACAACGGACGUUACAACAACGAGGUGAAUGUUCUUAAACCAAGCCACAAAUCAAGCUUGAAAUCAAAGAUUAUGGAAGCUUCUCCUGUGCGUGAUAGUGUUUCUGCUGUUAACAACGCCACCACCAGAGAUAUUGAGUCAGAGAUCGGGGUGAGCCAAGAAAGCAAAGUACGGGAAAUUGUCGUGGAUAAUGUUAACUCCGGAUCAAAGGUUGAAGGUAAAAGCGAGCGCAUUAUCACAUCCCUUAGAUCGGAGAAGGAAGAACUGGAGGCAUCACUGAGCAAGGAGAAGAUACAAACUCUGCAACUGAAGGAAGAGUUAACAGAAACAGAAACGAGAAGCGCAGAGUUAUACAAGGAACUUCACUCUGUGCGGAGCCAACUUGCAGCAGAACAGUCAAGGUGUUUCAAGUUAGAGGUUGAAGUUGCAGAGGUAAGACAAAAGCUUCAGACAAUGGAAACACUUGAAAAGGAACUAGAACUCCUCCACCGUCAAAGAGCGGUUGCGUCUGAACAAGCCGCCGUCAAUAUGAAUGGCAAACGACAAAGCUCUGGUGGCGUCUGGGGAUGGCUUGCUGGAACUCCUCCGCCAAAAACUUGAUUCCCCCAUUAAGUUUUGUCUCUUCCAUUACCAGCCUCUUCUUCUACAUCAGUAUUUUACCUUUAGAAAAGAGAUAAACAUCAUACAGAAAUUUUGUUGGUACACUUGUCAGAGUUGGUUCUUUACUGAAAAUAAGGUGUAAAUGGGUAUAUCUACAAUCGUAUGAUUGAGCUUUAUUAUUACUGCCGUUUUGAAGAUUUUUAUGUAUGUAUGUAUAUAUAUAUGGUGGUGAAUUGUGCUUGGAUUAAGUUACUGUUAUAGAGUGUAACAUGAUUUCAUUA
Messenger RNA from Brassica napus (rape), 2415 nucleotides. Its product is annotated as acyl-CoA-binding domain-containing protein 5. The transcript has 18 exons. The coding region runs from base 131 to 2134 and encodes 667 amino acids. NCBI's taxonomy places the organism in Eukaryota, Viridiplantae, Streptophyta, Magnoliopsida, Brassicales, Brassicaceae. The record is from RefSeq and is a predicted model, not a curated record. Gene Ontology annotation, biological process: lipid transport. Gene Ontology annotation, molecular function: protein binding; fatty-acyl-CoA binding. Gene Ontology annotation, cellular component: cytosol.